Messenger RNA from Rotaria sp. Silwood2, 924 nucleotides. Lineage: Eukaryota; Metazoa; Rotifera; Eurotatoria; Philodinida; Philodinidae. The record is from the annotation of a GenBank genome assembly.
AUGGAUCGAUAUGUUACUGGGUGUUCUUGCUCAAACUCAUCCAAUUUUGCUAUUGCCGAUAACACAAGUGCAGAAGGUUAUUAUUCAUGGGCACGCUCAUAUGCGAUAGCUGAUAAUUUCUUUCAAUCUGCUAUUGGUGCCAGUUCUGAAAACGAUAUGUAUUUUGCAACAGGUAAAUUCAUAUUUUUGGAUAAUAGUGUAAUUUCACAAAAUCCGAAUCUGAAUGGUGCACGUUGUUAUACCAAAAAUUUCAAAAGUUAUUACAGUACAACGAUCGCAGACUUAUUGAAUUACUGUGGCAUCCACUGGACAUUCUAUGCCGAAGGGUAUGAUCAAAAUCCAAACAGUACUCAAUGCUAUCCAAAUUAUUACGAUGCAACUGAUAAUCCAUUUACGUAUUUUCCAAGUUUGAUAAAUUCUUCAGAACGUUAUUCCCAAAAUUUUAGAGAUUAUACUAGUUUGUAUUCUGAUAUUAGAGCUAGAAAACUGCCAGCUGUUAGUUAUGUCAAAGGAUUAGGUAUUCAUAGUGAACAUCCCGGUUAUGGUACAAUAACAGCCGGUGAAACAAUCUCACAAGAUGUCAUUAAUGCUAUAAAAGAAUCGAAUACAUACGGAGAAAAUACUGUUAUAUUUUUGCUUCCAGAUGAAAGUGGUGGCUUCUAUGAUCAUGUAUCUCCACCACCACAAAGUACAAUUGAUAAUCAACCAUAUGGUCCUAGGAUACCAUUUGUCGCUAUCGGACAUCAAAUUAAAAAAAAUUAUAUUUCACACGUUCAGAUGGAACCGUCAAGUUUAAUUAAAUUUAUUGAAUGGAACUGGCUUAAUGGUCGAACUGGUCAAUUAGGAACUCGUGAUACAGUUGUUAAUAACAUUGGCGACAUGUUCGAUCAUAAAAAAACCGGUGUUAAGAUCCCUUCACACUAA